Messenger RNA from Pyricularia oryzae 70-15, 2397 nucleotides. RefSeq lists its product as uncharacterized. NCBI's taxonomy places the organism in Eukaryota, Fungi, Ascomycota, Sordariomycetes, Magnaporthales, Pyriculariaceae. The coding region runs from base 485 to 2170 and encodes 561 amino acids. The transcript is spliced from 2 exons. The record is from RefSeq and is a predicted model, not a curated record.
GCUGUGCCCUUUUUUCAUCCCUCGAAUUAUUAUACUUCAGGUCCAGAAUGAUUCGAUUACUCCCAUUUUUAAUCGUCAUUAUAUUCAAAUGUCCUCUAUAUACCUGACCUAUCUCUUGCUAAACAUUCAACGAUUCUAAUUCGCAUGCAAAUGGCAAGAUAAGGCAGUCGCCUCAUUCGCUCCACCAUGCUGUUACACGGCAGUCUGGUCCUAGCUGUUGCGGCUUUGUCGCACGAUACGGCAUCUUUGGCCAAUCAAGUGCUCAGUCGUCACCUCAAAGAUGCCUGGUGCCAUGACAUGCAACGAGCUUGAGUGACUCAAGCUAGCUGCUGACCUUGGACUUUUGAAAUGUGAAAUUGUCCCGCGUCAAUUGCUACAUCAACUUCUUGUUGCCUCGAAAUCUUUUCAUGACCUCCAAAAGCGCUAUGAUUUUGAUGGUUAUCUACAGUAAAGAACCAAAUCAAACAGACAAGACGACACAGCAAUGCAUGCACCGUCAGUCGGGUCCCUUCUUGGGCUCCUACAUCUAGCCAGGCCGACCAUCGGCGCAUCCAACAAAGGACCAGCCUUGGAGUGGUCACCACCAACACCGCACAUACUCCCCAACAAAGACGCAGCACGCCACAACGCCCACCGGAUCUUCACUACGCUGCACUCUGCCGGCCGCCAAUGGGGUUCCUCGACGGACCACAACGGCAUGUCAUUCUUCCGCGCCACCGUGCCAGAAGGUAGCUAUUUCUUUCACGGCUCACAGAGGCCGGACAGGCCGACGGGUUUCGAGUGGCUCGCCUUUGAGAUUGAGCACUCGCAGUUUUUUGCCACACCCUGGGAUCCCAGUCGUGGUCCUGGCCGUGGUCCGGGUCGUGACCCUGAUGGCGUGGACGUUGAGGAAUGGCACGACUGGAGGCGGGCCCACUCGGCUCACGGCGCAAAGCCCGUCUUGUUCUUGUCCGACCAAGACUCUCAACAUCCCAUGAGCAUAUCGGAAGAUGGGAGACGGGGUUCGAACGUGUCCCGCCCGACACGUGGCUACCUGCACACGUACAGAGCGGCCCGUCCGCUCAACCUGCUGUACGUCGACGGCAUGGGCGCCGGCAAGUCAAAGUAUGGCACGCUGGACACCCAGGACUUUAUCCUGCGGGGCAAGACGCCCGGGGAGUUUGAAGGGGUGCCGGGCGGAGGCGUCUCCGGGGAGAGUGAUCGGGCCAAAGAGCUGUGCGAAGUGGCUGACGAGUGGGCUCGGCAAGGCGGCGGGCGCAUAGACGGCAUCAUGCGCAUGGAGGUGGGCUUCGAGAUCAUAUACUGCCACUUUGAGGAGGGUGGAGGGCUGGAUCUGAUCAGUCUCGAUGCCACGGCGUUGAGUAAUGAGACGGGCUGGGUGGACCCCCAAGUGCACGCGUUCGAGUGGGUACGGGCAGUCGGGUUGAGAUAUGAUGGCUUCCCAAAGACCAGACUGAAUAUCGACUGGUCGAGUAUAGUGUCGGCCUACUUUUACAACAUCAACCUCACGAAUCCGGAUACGCAGAGGAGCGAGAUGCCUCGAGUGGUCAAUGCUACAAACGAAGAAAGAGCAGCGAUCAAGUCCAAGGUACAAGAAACCAUGGCGGUCCAGCGACACACUGGCAACAAUAUCGACUGGCAAGGUAUCGUGGACCUGCUGGUGGGACGAUACUCGGAUAGGCUUGCAUUCUUGUCCAAGGAGGACAUCACAGUAGAGGACAUGCGGCAAGAAGUCAACUUUUUGCUGUAUUCCUACAUUAAUUUUGACGAUUCAGACGCAAAACCGUCUCUUGAAAGAUGCCGAGCCAAGCAUCUUGAGACAGCCUUGCUGACGAGGCCGAGCUGGACGCAGGAAGACGAGCUCCUAUUCACGGCCGUUGAAACCGUGUCUGAAGACAUCUGCUCGACUCUGAUAGACAUGUGGGAGAUUCUCGGCCACAAGGACGCUUCGCUUGCAAAGCCAAAGCAGUACUUGCAAGGCUUAAAGUCGAGGCUAAACUGGAGUACUUGGAAAAAAUGUGGGACUUGUGCAUCGGUGGACGAGGUAUGCUUCGUGGCCAUGUUUCCUUUUGGAACUGUCGAGGAUCACUACAACCCGCGGUGCAAGAACAGGACGGAAAUUGCGGGAGGUUGGAGAGAUGGAGAUGGUGAGCGAUAUUGGAAAAUGUGAUCAAGGACAGACAGCCAGCCCGGGAUAUUUGUUUUGGUUAUUUUAGGCAUUUACGUAGUCAGCUUGUCAGGUAGGUAUGCACAUCGUUUGUGAUCGCAUCCCUCAUCCUAUGUGGUACAAGUACCUACCCUGCACCCACCGCAAGCCUGCAUUACCCCUGAAUCACGUGACUGAUUUCAACUGCACUCGAGAAAACGGUGGUGCUCUUCACGUGACGCACUGAUGAC